GCCGACGCCCUCGCUGCCGACUUCCACGCCACGCUCGCGCGCUCCUUCCCGGCCGUGGCGCACCUGCGCGGCGCCGCCAGCGAGGAGGCCGCCGAGCCGGCACUGGGCGCCCUGCGCGACACGCUCGCGGCGCUGCAGAGCACCGUCGACGCCCUCGUCGAGCUCGUCUACCACGUCGACGCAUGGACCGCCGAGGCGCGCGGCCACAGCGUCGGGCAGGACCCGCAGCAGGCGCUCAAGCACGUCGGCGGCCUCGUCGAUAUGUACCAGACCGAGCUGCUGGCCAAGCGCGAGGCGCUCGCAGACCUCACGUGCGAGGAGAUCGGGCUCGACGAGUUUGCCGAGCGCUGGCAGAACUGCCGCGAGAUCGAGGAGGGCAAGAAGCAAACGAUGGACGAGCUGGCAGACCUGCUC
Molecule: messenger RNA, 414 nt
Organism: Tilletiopsis washingtonensis
Lineage: Eukaryota; Fungi; Basidiomycota; Exobasidiomycetes; Entylomatales
Exons: 3
Source: RefSeq, a predicted model, not a curated record